CAUCUUCCUACCUCCGUGUAAACCAUCACAAAGCGAAGAGACAGAGAAGGAGGAGAAAAAAGGCAGAGAGGGAAAGGGAGAGGGAGAGAGAGAGAGAGAGAGAGAGAGAACCCAAACAGAAAAUUAACCCAAAUUUCGAGGCUAAACCCUAAGCGUGUUUAGCUUCCCUCUCUUUCGUUUCUCUGUUUUUCCUUUUGCACCCCAUUGCUCUUUUAAACCUUUCAACUUCUCGGCUUUCGCUUUGAGAGAUCACAAGGGAUUUUUUUUCUCUCACACUUUCUCGAGAAAAUUUUCUUCGGAUUUCAUUAUAUAAUUUUUUCAGGAGUCAAGCAAACAUGGUAUUCUGGAUUUUUGGAUAUGGUUCACUUAUAUGGAACCCUGGAUUUGAAUACGAUGAGAAAAUAAUAGGCUACAUCAAGGAUUACAGGCGUGUAUUUGAUCUUGCCUGCAUUGAUCACCAAGGCACACCCGAACAUCCUGCCCGAACUUGCACGGUGGAGCAAAAAGAAGGAGCUGUUUGCUGGGGUGCCGUUUUUUGUGUUCGAGGAGGCCCUGAAAAGGAAAAGAAAGCAAUGGAGUAUUUGGAACGAAGAGAAUGUGAAUAUGAUUCAAAGACUCUUGUAGACUUUUACAAGGAAGGGGACUCCUCCUUGCAGCCUGCUGUAACAGGAGUCAUUAUUUUCACAUCCACUCCAGACAAGGUAUCCAACAAAUACUACCUGGGGCCUGCUCCGUUAGAGGAUAUGGCCAGGCAAAUUGCCACUGCGUUUGGACCCAAUGGAAAUAAUAGAGAUUAUCUUUUCCGCCUAGAGAAAACCAUGUUUGAUAUAGGCCAUGAGGAUGACUAUGUGAUCGAGCUUGCAAAUGAAGUGAGAAAGGUACUCGGAAUUCCAGGGAAAGGAAUUUUGAUGGAGAAGUUGGUUGGGGUUGGGGCACCUCAUAUCCCACACGAAGCCCAUAUUCCAUCCCUUCAACUGCACCCACUUCCAGAAGCUAUUGCCAUGGACUCAUAACUUAAGAAAGCAAACAAUCAAACGGAAUGGAUAUCACGGAGCCGGACCUUGAGCCAGAGCCUGAGUCUGCUAACCCUCGUUUCUUCCUUGUGUUACUCCCGCUGGUUUAUCCAAGAAGAUGGCACUUUUCCUAAGUUUUUUUAUUAUAUUUUAAUUUUUUCCCCUUUUUGGAGUUACAUCUAUCUAUGUUGCCCCUUUAACAGUGCUCCCUUUUCUAACCUUCUGAGUAGUUUAGAAUUGAGUGCUGCAAACGGCUUGUCCUGGAACUGUUAAGGAAUAACUAACAAACAUCUUUGUUUUUUAAUACCUUUUUUGUUUCGAUGUUUUAGGAUGUCAUUUUAUUUGGGCUCAACUAGCGUUGUUAUAGCUGCUUGAUGGCUAAUUUUACUUUUAAUGAAAAAAAUUGAUGUCGUUACUUUAUUUUAAA
Molecule: messenger RNA, 1440 nt
Organism: Ziziphus jujuba (common jujube)
Lineage: Eukaryota; Viridiplantae; Streptophyta; Magnoliopsida; Rosales; Rhamnaceae
Product: gamma-glutamylcyclotransferase 2-1
Exons: 9
Coding region: 336-1013 (225 amino acids)
Biological process (GO): glutathione catabolic process
Cellular component (GO): cytoplasm
Molecular function (GO): gamma-glutamylcyclotransferase activity; glutathione specific gamma-glutamylcyclotransferase activity
Source: RefSeq, a predicted model, not a curated record